This is a messenger RNA of Quercus lobata, 1719 nucleotides long. Its product is annotated as probable protein phosphatase 2C 60. Gene Ontology annotation, biological process: protein dephosphorylation. NCBI's taxonomy places the organism in Eukaryota, Viridiplantae, Streptophyta, Magnoliopsida, Fagales, Fagaceae. Gene Ontology annotation, molecular function: cation binding; protein serine/threonine phosphatase activity. The transcript is spliced from 5 exons. The record is from RefSeq and is a predicted model, not a curated record. Bases 234 to 1373 code for a protein of 379 amino acids.
GUAUUAAUUUUUUCUUCCUUUUUUCGAUUUGAUGGAUCCACGGAUUUAGUGCUUUGGCACAAAACCCACAUGAACUUCUUCUCUCUUUCCAGAUUCUCCUCUUCUUGAACUAUAGGACACUGUAGCUUUCAGGAAACAGCGAAUUUAUCUGAGGAAAUACAAGAUAGGUUUCAGAUUAUAGUACCGAGUUGAUAAACUUUUGAAGGCCUAUUUUCGGUCCAGGUCCGAUCGAUAUGUCUCAUAAGGGUUCAGAUGCAAGUGGUUGCCAAGACGGGUUGUUGUGGUACAAAGACAGUGGACAGCACUUGAAUGGUGAAUUCUCUAUGGCUGUAGUCCAAGCCAACAAUUUACUUGAGGACCAGAGCCAGAUUGAGUGGGGCAGUUUGAGUGUGGACGAGACCGACCCCUAUGGAACCUUUAUUGGUGUCUAUGACGGGCACGGGGGGCCUGAGGUAUCGCGCUAUCUCAAGAAUUGCCUGUUUGAGCAUCUCAAGACAUUUACUGCUGAGCAACACUCAAUGUCAGAGGAUGUGAUAAAGAAAGCAUAUCAAGCGGCAGAAGAGGGGUUCACGUUUCUUGUUACCAAACAAUGGACAAUGAAGCCGCAAAUUGCAGUGGUUGGGUCAUGCUGUCUGGUUGGUGUUAUUUGUAAUGGAACCCUUUACAUUGCCAACGUUGGUAAUUCUCGUGCUGUCCUGGGAAGAGCUAUGGAAGCAACAGGGGAGGUCUUACCCAUCCAAUUGUCAGCGGAGCACGAUGUAGGUAUAGAGUCGGUCAGACAGGAGUUGAUUUAUUUGCAUCCUGAGGACCCCCAGAUUGUAGUUUUCAAGCAUGGUGUAUGGCGUGUAAAGGGACUUAUCCAGAUAUCGAGAUCUAUUGGUGAUUUGUAUUUAAAAAAGUCUGAGUUCAACAGGGAGCCUUUAUAUGCUAAAUUUCGCCUUCCAGAACCUUUCCAAAAGCCAAUACUGAGUUCUGAACCAACAAUAUCAGUGCACCAAUUGCUACCCCAUGAUCAAUUUAUUAUAUUUGCAUCUGAUGGGCUUUGGGAGUUUCUUAGCAAUGAUGAAGCAGUUAAUAUGGUUCAAAGUCAUCCACGCAGUGGAAGUGCUAGAAGGCUGGUAAAAGCUGCUUUGAAAGUAGCAGCAAAAAAGAGAGAAAUGAGAUAUUCACACUUGAAAAAGAUAGAUUGUGGGGUCCGGCGCCAUUUCCAUGAUGACAUCACAGUGAUUGUUGUGUUUCUUAACUCAGAUCUUGAGAGCAGGGCUAGCUCAGUCUGCUGCCCUAGUAUAUCCGUUAGGGGUUGGGGGAGGAAUAAACCUGCUGAUAACACACUAGCUCCUUGUACCACGCCAAUGGAAGCUGGAAGUACCUGAUUAGACUUUAUCUCAUGUUUGUCUGUUGUAUUAUUCUCUUGCGAAUACCAGGCAGCUUCCAGAAGAGAUCAGGGGAGCAAUCCUUCAAUUCGUUAGUAUACACUGUAACUUUUAACUUGAAACUAAUACUUGCAUCUAGCUCCUGUGCGAAAAGUUAAAAGCACUCUGUAGAAAGAGAACUUUCUAGGUGACAGUUAAUGUAGUUAUUUCCUCAGCACAGUUCUUACCCUCUAUUAAUUCUUUCCCCUUCCACCCUUUAUGUUGGCAUCCUUGGCUUUGUAAAUUCUAUGACUGGCGUUUUACUUCCUGUUUCUUGUUUCUUUGUUUUUCUAAUAUACUCAAAAUU